Cyprinodon variegatus (sheepshead minnow) is the source of this 1203-nucleotide messenger RNA. Its product is annotated as probable acyl-CoA dehydrogenase 6. The transcript has 8 exons. The record is from RefSeq and is a predicted model, not a curated record. The coding region runs from base 1 to 966 and encodes 321 amino acids. Gene Ontology annotation, molecular function: flavin adenine dinucleotide binding; acyl-CoA dehydrogenase activity. Lineage: Eukaryota; Metazoa; Chordata; Actinopteri; Cyprinodontiformes; Cyprinodontidae. Gene Ontology annotation, biological process: fatty acid beta-oxidation using acyl-CoA dehydrogenase.
AUGGGGCUUCUUGACCAUGAUAUUCCAGUGGGAAGCCGAAGGGACGUUUCCAGCCCACAAAAUCUUCAAGUUACUGGGAAAUGCAGGCUUUCUUGGAGUCAACAAACCAGUUGGUUUGGUUCAGAAGAGCUUAAGAAGGAGUUCCUUUUGCCCUCCAUCAUGGGUGAGAAAGUGGCCUGUCUGGGUGUGAGUGAGGUCGGAGCUGGCUCUGAUGUCUCAAGUAUUAAGACCAAGGCAGUGAAAAAAGGGGAUGAAUAUGUGAUAAAUGGUGGAAAGAUGUGGACAACCAAUGGCACCCAGGCUGACUGGAUGUGUCUUCUCGCCAAUACCAGCGAUGGACCCCCACACAAGAACAAAUCUCUCAUUUGUUUACCCAUGAACCUGCCAGGAGUACAUGUUGCCCGGAAGAUUAGUAAAAUCGGUAUGUGGUCAUCAGAUACAGCAGAAGUUUUCUUCGAUGACGUCCGUGUUCCCUGUCAGAACAUCAUCGGUCAAGAAGGAAUGGGCUUCACCUAUCAGAUGCUCCAGUUCCAGGAAGAGAGGCUCUGGGCCGUGGCCAAUGUUGUGACCACGAUGGACAACAUCAUCCAGGAAACCAUCAAUUACACACGGCAGAGGAAGAUCUUCAAGCAGCCAGUGCUCUAUCACCAGGCUGUUCACUUUAGGCUGGCCGAGCUACAGACAGAGGUUGAGCUUCUGCGCUCGCUCCUCUACCGUUCUACAGCAAUGUACAUUAAAGGCAACGAUGUCACCAAGCUGGCGUCUAUGGCCAAGUUAAAGGGCGGCCGCCUUGCGAGAGAACUGAGCGACAGCUGUCUGCAGUAUUGGGGAGGGAUGGGCUUCACCAGUGAUGUACCAGUCAGCAGAUUUUACAGGGAUUCCAGGUUGUUGUCGAUCGGUGCAGGAGCCGAUGAGGUGAUGCUGGGAAUCAUCUGCAAAUACAUGGACACGCUGCCCAAGAAGUGAUCUCAUCUAUGGCUUCCACAGUGCCGACAUCACACGCCGUCCUAAAAGAGUGCUAAUCUUUAAAUCACUAAAGUGCAAUUCUGAUGUUUUGUGUUAAACAAUUCCUACUCACUUAAAUUAAUUUAUAAUUUCUCUUGCCUUUUCUCAUAAGACAAUAAAGAACUUCAAUUUUUAUUUUCUUAUCCAACAGAAAAAUAAUUUAUAGAAACCUUUUUGUAGAAUGAAGCUCAAUGUGUA